Molecule: messenger RNA, 2961 nt
Organism: Papaver somniferum (opium poppy)
Lineage: Eukaryota; Viridiplantae; Streptophyta; Magnoliopsida; Ranunculales; Papaveraceae
Product: calcium-dependent protein kinase 2-like
Exons: 8
Coding region: 971-2692 (573 amino acids)
Biological process (GO): protein autophosphorylation; peptidyl-serine phosphorylation; intracellular signal transduction
Cellular component (GO): nucleus; cytoplasm
Molecular function (GO): calcium-dependent protein serine/threonine kinase activity; calcium/calmodulin-dependent protein kinase activity; ATP binding
Source: RefSeq, a predicted model, not a curated record
AACAGAUAUCAUGUUCAAGUUACUAAUUUCUUUGGAAAUUCCAUAUCCAUUCGCUAAAUGUGAUCCUACAUCCAGUUUCAUAACACACCUUGUGUGCUACUGUACCCAAGUUCCCAAUCUUAUCUUGUCCCUGGGGAGAAAUAAACUCUUCGCGUUUUCUAUGCGAAUCAUGAAUGUGCAAAAUCUACGGGGUUUUGACAACGACUCGAGAACAAAGAUACGUGGAACCAAAACCGACAUUAGAUGCGAAAUGGGUGGUUCAGGGUCUGCAUUCACCGUUGACACACACCGCGUUCAACAAGACUCAACGUGCAGUGCACCCAUGGAAGUAAACCCUAAACCCUUGCCUCAAAUCUUCCUUCCUUGAAAACAUUUUCUCUUUACACGGAAAUAUCAAUCUUUUCCCUCCCUAAAAAUCAAAUUAAAACCGCGUAAUCUGAUAAUUCAAUACCGAUUAAAAGUUUGAAAAAUCUAACAUCAAAUGGCCAUUUACUGAGCAAUGGCAAAUCUCAACCUGAUUUUUUGCCGUGUUUGGGUCAUUAAACGCACUCCAUUACUGGUUAAUAGUCUUUGUUAAACUAUUGUAGAUCCGAGUUUAUACCGGCAUAUUAAAAGUUGGGUCCUAUUUUCCAAUUAAAAUAGAUAAUCAACUGAAACUGAAUUAGUUUGUCAUCAUUUUCUUCAAUACCAUAUUUAGUUAAUAAAUUCUUUCUUUAUGUGUUUUUUCUGUUUUAUCUUUAUAUUCUUAAAGACCCGUUCUUGAUAAAGACUGAACCUUGACCUAUUGUUGUUUUUACCUUUUCAAAUUCUGAGCUUUCAGCACUGAAAAUUCCAAAUUUCUUUAUCUGGUUUUCUUUCCAUAUCCAAGAUUUUCCAUAGUUAUUGUUUCUUCCUCUCCUUCUCUGUGAAGAAAUUUCCAUAAAUUCUCAGAUUCUAGUUACACAUAGACAGAUUCUGGUAUUAGAUAAAGAUGGGUGGUUGUUUAAGUAAGAACAAGGUUACAAAACCUAACAAGAAUAACAAGGUUAUGGGAUCAGAAAUUAAUAAAGGGUAUCAAAUUCAGCAGCAAUCAAAACCUAGAAUUCAAGAACCCAUUAUUCACAUCUCUAAAUCUCCCGUUGCAGAGAUUCUUCCAAUGCCUCCUCCUCCUUCCCAAGCACACCCACAGCCUGCAGCACCAGCACAACCACAGCCUGCAGCAGCAGAACAGCCACGGCCUCAACCACAGGCGCAGACCCAGCAAUGUCCACCACCAUUAAAACCUGCAACAGUAAACCCAUUAAAAAUACCUAUUCAAGGACCAGAAACAAUUCUGGGGAAGCCGUAUGAAGACACUAAGAAACUGUAUACACUUGGGAAAGAAUUAGGUAGAGGUCAAUUUGGGAUAACUUAUCUUUGUACUGAAAUAUCAACAGGGCAAUCUUAUGCUUGCAAAUCUAUAUUGAAGAGGAAGCUUGUUAAAGUUAGUGAUAAAGAAGAUAUAAGGAGAGAAAUUCAGAUUAUGCAACAUUUAACAGGUCAACAGAAUAUUGUUGAAUUUAAAGGAGCUUAUGAAGAUCAACAAUCUGUUCAUCUUGUUAUGGAACUUUGUGAAGGUGGAGAGCUUUUUGAUAGAAUUAUUGCUCAAGGUCAUUACUCUGAAAGAGCUGCAGCAGCUAUUUGUAGGUCAAUUGUAAGUGUUGUGAAUAUUUGCCAUUUCAUGGGUGUUAUGCAUCGUGACUUGAAACCAGAAAAUUUCUUGCUCUCUAGUAAGGAUGAAGGUGCAUUAUUGAAGGCUACUGAUUUUGGGUUGUCUGUCUUUAUUGAAGAAGGCAUGGUUUAUCGGGAUAUCGUGGGCAGUGCCUAUUAUGUUGCUCCUGAAGUAUUAAAGCGUAAAUAUGGUAAAGAAAUCGAUGUUUGGAGUGCAGGGGUCAUGUUGUAUAUUCUUCUCAGUGGAGUACCUCCUUUUUGGGCAGAAAAUGAAAAGGGAGUAUUUGAAGCUAUUUUAUUAGGAGAAAUUGACUUUGCAAGUGCUCCAUGGCCUACAAUAUCGAAUAGUGCCAAAGAUUUGGUUUCAAAGAUGCUGACGCAGGAUCCAAAAAAGCGGAUUACUGCUGCAGAAGUUCUUGAACACCCAUGGAUGAGAGAAGGUGGAGAGGCAUCAGACCAACCAAUAAACAGUGCAGUUCUGAAAAGGAUGAAGCAAUUUAGAGCGAUGAACAAGCUCAAGAAACUUGCACUGAAGGUCAUCGCUGAGAACCUUUCCGAGGAAGAUAUCAAAGGCUUAAAACAAAUGUUCAAAAACAUCGACACUGAUGAGAGUGGCACAAUCACCUAUGAAGAACUGAAAACGGGUUUAGCUAAACUUGGUUCCAAGCUAUCUGAAAUUGAAGUCAAGCAACUCAUGGAUGCUGCUGAUGUUGAUGGAAACGGGACAAUUGAUUAUAUCGAGUUUGUAAGCGCAACUAUGCACAGACACCGGCUAGAAAGAGAUGAAUAUCUGUACAAAGCCUUUCAAUUUUUUGAUAAAGAUAAGAGCGGUUUUAUUACAGUAGAUGAAUUGGAAGUUGCAAUGAAGGAUUAUGGGAUGGGUGACGAAGGAAGCAUUAAAGAAAUAAUAUCAGAAGUGGAUACAGAUAAUGAUGGGAAGAUCAACUACGACGAGUUUUGUGCGAUGAUGAGAAGUGGAGGGCCACAGACAAAGCUCUUCUAGGUGCACUGAUGGCCAUUUUUCGUUUUUUCGGGUUUCCAUGAUGUCUUCACUAGUUUAUGAUUUCAGCAUAAGGGACUCCAUGACCUGUUAGGAAGGAUGGUCUUAGAGGACCUGGAGAAGUCUUACUGUAGGUCUUAAUUACGUGCAAUUCGUAUUUCUCAAGUUGGGCAACAACUCUCUAUCAUCAAAAUGAAAUGUCAAUUUGAGAAUAAAAAGGCGCCAAUUUUAGGCAGUUUAUAAGAGUUCUGAUUAGCUGCAAUUUUUGUGCA